UGGCUCAUUCCCAUGACAGGUUUUCCUGUUUAUCCCCCUGAUCUUGAGAAGCUGGAUGUAACUGGCACGAUAGGCGUAUAUUAAGAGUUGCAUGAUUGUAUUCACAGUCAGAAGCAAAAUAUCACCAUGAAGGUUGUGGUACUUCUCGCUCUAUUUGUUGUUGCAACUGGAGGUUAUGAGUGUCCCAUGCACUCUGUGCCCUACCAGGUCUCUCUGCGUGCUGGAGGCCACUACUGUAGUGGAUCCCUGAUCUCCAGCCAGUGGGUCCUGUCUGCUGGUCAGUGCGCCACCUCUUGGCCCAAAGUCUGCCUUGGUGAGCACAGCUUCAGUGUAGAUGAGGGCACUGAGGAGUGCAUUUAUUCUGAAAAGACUUUCUUGCACCCGGAUUUCAACAUCGACACCAUGGACAACAGCAUCGUGCUGUUCAAACUGAGUCGUCCCGCCACCCUCAACAGCUACGUCAAGACUGUAUCCCUGCCCUCUCUAUGCCCUGUGGCUAAUGAGGACUGCAUGCAGUCUGGAUGGGGCAAGGCGUUGUCUAACGGCACCUACUACCCCAGCAAUCUUCAGUGCCGGAGGCAGCCCAUCGUUGAUGACGCAAUCUGCAGGAACCUUAUCACUACCGUCCCCGAGGUCACUGAGAACAUGGUCUGUGCUGGAUCCGUGCAUGGAGACGGCAAUGACUGCCCAGCAGAUGCUGGCGGACCUCUGGUGUGUAACAACGAGCUGCAGGGAGUAGUGUCCAUUUCUGUUGACUGCUUCAAUGGAAACCCCACUCUUUAUACCCGCGUGUGCCGCUACGUCAGCUGGAUCAACAGCAUCAUGAGCAGCAACUAAACUGAGCAAGAGUCACUCACAGGCCCAUAUAAAAACUGACAUUCAGUCAGUGCUCAUACUCAUUUUAUUCAGAGCAUCCUGUAUCACUUAUAUGUGCUCAGUAAUACCAUUCUGCAAACACAAAGUUAGAAAAUGAAUAAAAAUGUGCAUGAGAA
Molecule: messenger RNA, 992 nt
Organism: Oreochromis aureus
Lineage: Eukaryota; Metazoa; Chordata; Actinopteri; Cichliformes; Cichlidae
Product: trypsin-like
Exons: 5
Coding region: 127-837 (236 amino acids)
Biological process (GO): proteolysis
Molecular function (GO): serine-type endopeptidase activity
Source: RefSeq, a predicted model, not a curated record